Molecule: messenger RNA, 2506 nt
Organism: Scylla paramamosain (green mud crab)
Lineage: Eukaryota; Metazoa; Arthropoda; Malacostraca; Decapoda; Portunidae
Exons: 7
Coding region: 1043-2266 (407 amino acids)
Cellular component (GO): membrane
Molecular function (GO): ligand-gated monoatomic ion channel activity
Source: RefSeq, a predicted model, not a curated record
GUUAUUUGGAAUGCAUCAGAGUCAGUAGGGAAUUUUAAGAGCAGGUGACUGGUGAAGUGGCAAAGAGGAUCAAUGUAGACGGUGAGCAGUUUGAAGUUUGUAUAAUAUUGUAGGUAACGUGGUUGUAAGCUGUGAAAAUGGGGUGAAGGAAUGCUCAAAGCUCUCCCUAUGAUUAGUUAAUAUUUUCCAUUGCCUUCAUAACAUCAAGGAGGAAUCCAACCUGCUUUAUAGAUACUAUAUAUAUUCUGUUGCAGUGUAAAUUGUUAAAGUACAUACAAACAGAUAACUAAAUAAAUAAGUAAGAUCUCUGGAGAAGCACUGCUAAGGUAGUUACUUAAAUGGACCAUGUACAUUUUAAUAAUCAGAAUUUAUUUAUGGAAGAGAAAUGACCGGUACUGAAAGAUGGGAAAAAGAAAGUUAUGAGUUAGGAGAACAUAACUGGUAAUCAUUUUGUAGUGUUAAAUAAGUGAAAAUUCUUACAUAUUAAAAAAGAAAAAAAAUCUUAAACCAAGUAAUAUUUUUAGGGACUGGAACUUUCUUGACUUUAUCAAGACUCCUUUUAGUAACAAUAAGGAAUAGAUAAACAAAUAUCUAAAAAAAAAAAAAAAAGCCAGAAAGGAAAUAAGAUACUAUAUAUAAAAAUCCUAUUAAAGAAAAAGGCACCUCUCGAUCAGCUGAUGUUACGUCACCUCAACACGUCAGUAGCCAGUGGACUGCGUGAUGAGGGGAUGUGAUUGGGAUCAUUACUUACCCAGUGGUGAUGUCGAGAUCUAGAAUUCAGCUUGUACAGAAACCUUCGCAAGAUAAUAUUAAAAAUACAGAGAUAAGACACUAAAGCGUUUGAGAGUGGUGCCAGAACGAGAACGGAAAAAUAAUCCUGCCAGUGUUGUGAAGAUAAGUCAUGCUUUUGGAUUCCUACUCGUUAUUGACUAACUAAACGGCCGGCUUCCUACGAUAUCACAUCACAGCACACCGGUGAAGGAUCAAACAAGACUACACUUCCUAUCUGCAUCACUUCACCCAGCACAAGGAACUGCGUGGAAUGUUUGUGUUCCACCCAAACUCCCUGGGCACCUCGAGGCUCUUCCUCCUCGCCGCCGUCAUUUGCUUGCAGGGUGAGGCAGUGGGCGGCGCAACGCACCUGGAGGGAGUGGUGAGGCGCGUGGCCCAGCACCACCUGGCGCAAUGUUACCUGGUGGUGGUGACGACGGAGGGACGAGCAGCAGACCUUAACCCUGUGGCCAGAUCGCUGUGGGGAAUGUUUUACCCCUUCCUGUGGGUGGCCGUGGGUGCCGCUCCCGCUCCUGCCUCCGUGGUGCGUGGCCUGCAGGAGAGGGACCCUGGCUUCAGCUGCCGAGCUUUCCUGCUGGAUCUGUCACGGCCUGCUGACUCCAUGCACCAACUGAAGUUCCUGGAGGAUACACACUUAUAUUUAUGGCCGGAGACAAGAGUGCUUGGUGUGGGACCGCCCAUGCCCACCCCUGCUGACACCCGCGCCCUCCUAACACACCCCGCCCUCCGCAACACUCCACAUGUCCUGUACCUCGCUCUCCACGCCCACGACGCUCCGCCGGACGCCCUGAAGUCUGGAUUGAUGCCCCGGGCGACAGGAGAGAGAUGUGACGCGGUGCUGGAGGAGGGAGGGCGAGAGAGAGGUGUUCCCGCGGGGGCUUGUGGUGAGGGAGGGAGUGUGAAGGUGUUCCGCCGAUGCCUCUACUGCCUGGCUGGUGAGGUGGAUGUGCUCCUGGUGACCCGAUGGCGUGCUGGUGGUGCUGGCGGUGGUGGCGGUGGUGGUGGUGGUGGUGGAUCUUCUGUAGAUCUUUUUCCUGAUGAGUUCGGAAACCUUGCUGGCCACCGGUUCCGGAUCGUGUCGAUGGACUGGUACCCGUUCCUUUCCUUCCGCCGAGAUUCCAACGCCUCGGCCACCACCGUCACGCCCCUGGACUCCCUUGACUUCAGGAUGCUCUCAGCCGUCUCCAGCGUCCUCAACUUCACGUAUGAGAUGCGGGUGCCGUGGGACAACCAGUGGGGCGUGUCGCAGGAGAACGGCAACUGGACGGGCACGGUGGGGACGUUGCAGCACCACGGGGCGGACUUCUCCAUGCUGUUGUCCUGGCUGCCCUCGCGCAUGGCUGUGGUCGACUACUCCCGCGUUUACAUUUCGGAACCCCUGGUCAUCGUCACGCGCAAGCCCGGCCCGCUUCCACAGAUCUUCGCCCUCGUCAGACCCUUCCCAGGUGGCUUGAGUGUUAUCUCCCUUCUAUAGAGAUAGAUUGAUUGAUGGAUAGAUAGAUAGAUGGUUUAUUGAUCAAGAAAGUUUCAUAGCAAAAAUUAUAUAUAACAUUGUCUUGACUUUGAAAUUUUGCUGUUUGUACAUUGAGUAACAUUCCCCUUCUAGAUAGAUAAAUAGAUAGACAGUUUGUUGAUCAAUAAAAUUACGUACAAGUAAUAAUAUAUGAUAUUUUGUCUUGAUUUUCAAAGAAUUUUACUAUUUGUACAUUGGCAA